AUGGCGAAAUCCAAGUCUCGAAAGCGAAAGCAGACGGCCCAGGCCGACCUGCCGAACAAGAUUCUCAAGACCGUCAGCACCAUCACGCCACCUCCCGAUGGCGCGACACAGGAGCCCAAGAGUCUCCAGACCGUCGUUUCGGAGGAGGAACUCGAGAUCACCGUCGAAACCCUGACGGCGCUCGCCCAAUAUCCAAACUUGAUCAAGUCAAAGUUCUGCAAGGAUCUUCGAGUCGCCGCCUACGACUUUCGCCAAGCCUGUGCCACGGGUGUCAACAGCGCUGCAGCAGGAACGAGUCUGACGGCGCGGAUCACAGCUGCACUUACGGAUGGCAAAUAUAUGGAUGCGAGGAUCAUGUUGGCGGAAAUGAGAAUCAGGGGUGAGGAGCCCAAAUUGGGUGCUUUGUGUCGCUGGGUUCGCGACCUCGACAUGAUCAGUGGUCUGUCGACAUUGCCAGCAGGGCAAGGAACGGAAGUUGAAAGAUCAGCGAGCGAACUCGAGAUCCUCAGCGUUAUUGACGGCGUCCUUCGCGUCACAGGGCCUGUUGAUGCAAACAUGGACGCUGCCACGCACCCAACCUCUCCGAUGAUUCUUCAAAAGAUCUGGGAUCUUCGACCCUCGACACCAAGCCUCAAAGUUCGAGCCUCAGUUCUCGAUAAGUCCAUAUUCGACUCGGCAUCACCAAACCUGGCAACAGACCUGCGGGUCAUCGAAGAGACACCAGGGCCCAUGCGAAAGCCCCCAAACCAUCAUCCGGCAAUCCUCUACACAACCGCCCCGAACGCGAUUCCCCUCUCAUCAACACCACAUGCCAUCACCUAUCAUGACCAUCCUACUGUCCCAAACCUUCACCUCGCCACAAAUCUUCUCUCUCCUGAUGAAUGUAAAGCCAUCAUUGCUGCUGGCGAAACCGUCAACUUCUUGCCUGACGCACCUCUGCGGGAGGACGGCGACAUCAGUAUCUUGGCUCACAACUUCUACUGGGUCAUCGAUACUGCGUUCCACGACAUUCUGUGGUCCCGCAUCUCUCCCUACGUACCGUCAGCGGUAAAUGGGCGUCUGGCCCGCGGAUUGAACAGAAGAUUCCGCGUCUAUCGCUACGUCCCGGGCGCUGAAUAUCGCACACAUAUCGAUGGGGCCUGGCCUCCGUCGGGCAUCCUUGCUGAUGAUACGUACGUGUACGACGCAUCGCCUCAGGAGAAGAAGCAGAGCUCGCUCUUCACCUUCCUUAUCUACCUCAAUGAUGAUUUCGAAGGCGGUGAGACGACCUUCUUUAUGCCGGCGCAGCGAGAGGGCACGCUCAAUGCUUAUCCUGUGAAGCCAGUGAUGGGCGGUGUAGCAAUUUUCCCUCACGGCGAGACGCGGGGGGCGCUGCUUCAUGAAGGAACGGGCGUGAGGAAUGGCGCCAAGUAUGUGAUCAGAACGGACGUUGAAUAUGAUGUUGAGCCUUCGGCUUAG
Molecule: messenger RNA, 1458 nt
Organism: Verticillium nonalfalfae
Lineage: Eukaryota; Fungi; Ascomycota; Sordariomycetes; Glomerellales; Plectosphaerellaceae
Exons: 2
Coding region: 1-1458 (485 amino acids)
Biological process (GO): peptidyl-proline hydroxylation to 4-hydroxy-L-proline
Cellular component (GO): endoplasmic reticulum
Molecular function (GO): L-ascorbic acid binding; procollagen-proline 4-dioxygenase activity; iron ion binding
Source: RefSeq, a predicted model, not a curated record